Messenger RNA from Scophthalmus maximus (turbot), 7828 nucleotides. It is a transcript of the gene tnksa, whose product is annotated as tankyrase, TRF1-interacting ankyrin-related ADP-ribose polymerase a. Bases 40 to 4020 code for a protein of 1326 amino acids. The transcript is spliced from 29 exons. Gene Ontology annotation, biological process: RNA processing. The record is from RefSeq and is a predicted model, not a curated record. Lineage: Eukaryota; Metazoa; Chordata; Actinopteri; Pleuronectiformes; Scophthalmidae. Gene Ontology annotation, molecular function: RNA binding; NAD+ poly-ADP-ribosyltransferase activity; RNA nuclease activity.
AGUCUGAAAUGCCCCAUAAAGCCUGCAGUGAUAGUGAAGAUGUUUGGUGGGAUCCCUGUUAACCUGACCGGAAGUUCGGGUUCCCUGACAGGAAGUCGUCGGCGGUGUGUUGUUGUUGCUAGUGGGGACUGUUGUGUUGUGAAAAUGGCGACGCCUCGUCGCUCCUCUCAGCAGCAGCAGCCGAGCUCCCUGCUGUCCUCCCCGCCCCGCGGCUCCUCUCGCCCCGGCACCCCUCCCGGCUCCCCGCCGGCACUCGCCGACGAUGCCGCCCCGCUUCCUCCGCGCGUAGGCGCGAUGGAGUACGCGGCGGACGGCGAGGAAAGCCCGGCCUCUCCCACCACCGCCAACUCUCCAUCUCUGGCCCUCACCACCACCGCCACCAGGAGCAGCAGCAGCACCACCAGCAGCAGUAGCAGCAGCAGCGUUAGCUCCCCGACCACCACCGAGGGUAGCGGCACCAGCCCUGCCUCUACGCCCGAGUCGGGCAGCGGUAACCCGGGCAGCAGCAGCAGCGGCAGCGGCAGCCCUGGUGGCGGCGGCGGUGCAAACGGUGCGUUUAGGGAGCUGUUCGAAGCCUGUCGCACCGGGGACGUUUCGAGGGUGAAGAAACUUGUGGAUGUGGUGAAUGUGAACGCCAAAGACAUGGCAGGACGCAAGUCGACACCCCUGCAUUUCGCCGCAGGUUUUGGCCGGAGAGACGUGGUCGACCAUUUACUUCAGACGGGCGCUAACGUGCACGCCAGGGACGACGGGGGUCUGAUCCCGCUUCACAACGCCUGCUCCUUUGGUCACUCUGAGGUGGUGUCCUUGCUGCUGUGUCAGGGGGCCGACCCCAAUGCUCGAGACAACUGGAACUACACGCCGCUGCACGAAGCUGCCAUUAAAGGCAAGAUAGACGUCUGUAUAGUGUUGCUGCAGCACGGAGCCGACCCCAACAUCCGCAACACCGACGGCAAGUCCGCCCUGGACCUGGCCGAACCCUCCGCCAAGGCCGUGCUCACAGGCGAAUACAAGAAGGAUGAGCUGCUGGAGGCGGCGAGGAGCGGGAAUGAGGAGAAGCUCAUGGCUUUGCUCACGCCGCUCAACGUCAACUGCCAUGCGAGCGACGGCCGCAAGUCCACCCCACUUCACCUGGCGGCAGGAUACAACAGGGUGAGGAUAGUUCAGCUGUUACUACAGCACGGAGCAGAUGUCCACGCCAAGGACAAGGGUGGUCUGGUGCCUCUACACAAUGCCUGCUCUUACGGACACUAUGAAGUCACGGAGCUUCUGCUAAAGCAUGGCGCGUGCGUUAAUGCCAUGGACCUGUGGCAGUUCACCCCGCUGCACGAGGCGGCGUCUAAAAACCGAGUGGAGGUGUGCUCCCUGCUGCUGAGCCACGGGGCCGACCCGACCCUGCUCAACUGCCACAGCAAGAGCUCCGUGGACAUGGCGCCCACUCCCGAGCUGAAGGAGAGACUUACAUACGAGUUCAAGGGCCACUCGCUUCUUCAAGCGGCUCGAGAAGCUGACGUGACCAAGGCCAAGAAGACCCUGGCGCUGGAGAUCAUCAACUUCAAACACCCUCACACACACGAGACUGCGCUGCAUUGUGUUGUAGCAUCGCCUCACCCCAAAAGGAAACAGGUGACGGAGCUGCUGUUGAGGAAAGGUGCCAACGUUAAUGAAAAGAAUAAAGAUUUCAUGACUCCUCUCCAUGUGGCUGCGGAGCGAGCUCAUAAUGACAUUAUGGAGGUGCUACAGAAACAUGGCGCGAAGGUGAACGCCUUGGACACGCUGGGUCAGACGGCGCUGCACCGCGCUGCGCUGGCGGGCCACCUCCAGACCUGCAGGCUGUUGCUAGGAUACGGGGCGGACGCCUCGCUGGUGUCGCUACAGGGUUUCACCGCUGCUCAGAUGGGAAAUGAAGCUGUUCAGCAAAUACUCAACGAGAACGUGCCGGUGAGAAACUCGGACGUGGACUACAGACUUCUGGAAGCUGCUAAAGCCGGAGACCUGGACACGGUCAAGUCACUGUGUACGGCUCAGAAUGUGAACUGCAGAGAUCUGGAGGGACGACACUCCACCCCCCUUCACUUUGCUGCCGGAUACAACAGAGUGUCCGUGGUGGAGUACCUGCUGCACCACGGGGCCGACGUGCACGCCAAGGACAAAGGGGGUCUGGUUCCCCUCCAUAACGCCUGUUCGUACGGCCACUACGAGGUGGCCGAGCUGCUGGUCAGACACGGGGCCUCGGUCAACGUCGCCGACUUGUGGAAGUUCACGCCGCUCCACGAAGCCGCCGCCAAGGGCAAAUACGAGAUCUGCAAACUGCUGCUCAAGCACGGAGCGGACCCCACCAAGAAGAACCGAGACGGGAACACGCCCCUGGACCUGGUGAAGGACGGGGACACCGACAUCCAGGACCUGCUCAGGGGAGACGCCGCCCUGCUGGACGCCGCCAAGAAGGGCUGCUUGGCCCGGGUGCAGAAGUUGUGUAGCCCCGACAACAUCAACUGUCGGGACACGCAGGGACGCAACUCCACCCCGCUGCACCUGGCAGCUGGCUACAACAACCUGGAGGUAGCAGAGUAUCUGCUGGAACAUGGAGCCGACGUGAAUGCGCAGGACAAAGGAGGGCUCAUACCUUUACACAAUGCUGCUUCAUACGGGCACGUGGACAUCGCCGCCCUGCUGAUCAAGUACAACACAUGCGUCAACGCCACAGACAAGUGGGCGUUUACUCCCCUUCACGAAGCGGCCCAGAAGGGGCGCACUCAGCUCUGCGCUCUGCUAUUGGCCCAUGGAGCCGAUCCCACCAUGAAGAACCAGGAGGGACAGACGCCGCUGGACCUGGCAACGGCUGAUGACAUCAGAGCAUUGCUGAUUGACGCCAUGCCACCAGACGCCCUGCCAAGCUGCUUAAAACCACAGGCCACUGUGGUCAGUGCGAGCGUGGUGAGCACAGGUGCGGUAGGGGGCGUGGUCAUCUCUCCCUCGCCGACCCCAUCCUGCCUGUCUGCGGCCAGCAGCAUAGACAACCUGACCACAGCCCUGAGUGACAUCACGGCGGGCGGGGCCACCGGACCCGCAGACGGAGCGUCUGGGUCGGACAGGAAGGAAGGGGAAUCUCUGCUUGACAUGACCAUCAACCAGUUCUUGAAGAGCCUGGGCCUGGAACACCUCCGAGAUAUCUUCCAACGUGAACAGAUUUCUCUGGACGUGUUGGCAGACAUGGGUCACGAGGAGCUGAAAGAGAUCGGCAUCAACGCUUACGGCCACAGACACAAACUCAUCAAGGGCAUCGAGAGGCUGCUGGGAGGCCAGCAAGGUGGGAACCCGUACCUGACGUUCCACUGCUCCAGCCAGGGCACCGUGCUGAUCGACCUGGCACCGGACGACAAAGAGUUCCAGUCUGUGGAGGAGGAACUACAGAGCACUAUCAGAGAACACCGCGAUGGAGGUAACGCAGGCGGAGUCUUCAGCCGGUACAACAUCAUUAAGAUCCAGAAGGUGGUGAACAAGAAGCUACGGGAGAGAUACGCGCACAGGCAGAAGGAAAUCGCGGACGAGAAUCACAACCACCACAACGAGCGCAUGCUCUUUCACGGAUCUCCCUUCAUCAACGCCAUCAUCCAUAAGGGCUUUGACGAGCGCCACGCCUACAUCGGUGGCAUGUUUGGCGCCGGCAUCUACUUUGCUGAGAACUCCUCCAAGAGCAAUCAGUACGUGUAUGGGAUCGGUGGCGGCACGGGAUGUCCCACCCACAAAGACCGCUCCUGCUACGUGUGCCACAGGCAGAUGCUGUUCUGCAGAGUGACGCUGGGGAAGUCGUUUCUUCAGUUCAGUGCGAUGAAGAUGGCCCACGCGCCGCCGGGACACCACUCGGUGAUCGGCCGACCCAGCGUCAACGGACUGGCGUAUGCGGAGUACGUCAUCUACAGAGGGGAACAGGCCUACCCGGAGUACUUGAUCACCUACCAGAUCGGGAAGCCGGAGAGUCCGGCCACGCCUGCGGCCACAGCCGAGCAGAAGUCUUAAAACACCGUCUCAACCGGAUCCAGACUCGGCCGGACUGCAGUGGACUAAACCCGCGUUCUUAAGAGAAGCCAGAACUGAACUAGCCUGCGUUUCAAAGUCUCCAGAGAUUGAACUCGGGGUGGGAGAGGUGGAGUGUCGGAGCAGGCGGACGAUCCUCGGAAUCAGACAUCAACGUGUCUAAACAGAAGGAAGAAAAGAGGACGGGGUCUUUUUGAGUUUCGGGGGUGUGAUACAUGCACAGUCCAAAGCAGCAAGAGAGCAAAAAAAAAAUCUAUCAGGUUCUGUAAUUAAUUGGAUCUAAUUUUCCAAGACAAAGGGCAAAUGGUUUGAUCGAUGUGUCUGGAAAUGUACCAGUAAGCUAAGUUGUAAAUUUGCCGGCCUGUGGUUUGAUUCUAAAAACAAUCUAGAGAGCAAUUAGACCAGGACACAGUCGAAAGCAAAACCAACGGGCCCCAUGAUUUUGCACCUUUGCACCACUCAUGUAUUCCAUCCCCAGCUUUUAAAAAAUGUGUCGUUUCGAUAUCGUGUCCUCCUUGGGCUUUGUGCAUCAUCCACGGCAACACAACAACACCCCGAGCCUUUUUAUCCAGAAAACAGCAGUUGUCGCGUCGAGAGAACAGGAAUCCAGCGUGGCCUCUGUUGCAGCUUGUCACUUUUUUUUUCUACCAAUGAGGCUCAUGUACACAAGAAACAUUUCCCCAUGUCUGCUCGCAUCCUUCCCGCCUGCAAACACGGAGGGACGCCGUGUAGCGAGCGUGAGCACGGAGACGUGAAAGAGAUUACUGUGGACAAAAUGCCCAGAAGUCAAUAAGCAGAAAACACAAACAGAGGACCACAAUCCACUGCAGCUCCCAGUGCAGUUCACUACCGGGACCCACCUCCUGCAGCCGCCAGUCACACGGACCCACCUCAUGAUCCAGACAGUGAAGCAGUAACCAGUGGCAUAGGCGAGACACCUGUCAAUCAAGCCAACAUGCCCCUAAACACACCAAUCUGAGCCUUAAUUUCUUCAUAAUGGAACAGAUGUUUUUUUUAAUUUGCCAGCAAUACACAUGAAAACAAAGUCUUGUGUUACUACUGACAGUUUAGUUUUGGUUUUCUUAAAACUCAGUUUUAAUAUUAAAGGGGCAGUAAGCGAUUUUGGAGAAAACUUGUUUCAGCGCCACUGGCGCGUCUCUUAAGGCGCCGACGACUGAUGUUUACAAACUGCACUCGCCGUGUCGUGUGGUCCGCGCCGUUUUUUUUGUUAGAACUGACAGCUAGUGAGCCGUGAGGAAAUAUUCGCUGAUUUUUACAAAACUUGUGUUGCUUUAGAAUCGCUCACUGCCCCUUUGACAUGGUGGCUGCUGCUCAUUCCAGCCCAGCUAGUGUUAAACUAGACCAAACUCUUUUACCAGAACCAGGAGAACCACCCGGGACCAGGUUGUGACACUCCUAUUAUAAAAGUACAUGCGUGAACACACUGUUACAAGUCACUCAAAGCUGCAUUCGACGACUCUUAACUACUACAAAAACAGUCGGGGCGUUUACAGCUGAUGCGUAUGUUUACCGACCCCAGGUCACCUGAUAAACAAGGGCCCAAAAACAAAUCACCCCGACUGGGUCGGACAUGUUUCUAAAGUUGCUACAGGAGAUGGUUUAUGAAAGGUGGGCUCCUCAGAGUGUUGAUGUGAAAACUGUGGCGAUCUUGAUCUCGUCUGGUUGCAGCUUCAACAUUCAACACCUCUCUUCUUGUGUUUUUUAAUUCAUUGUUGUUUUUAAUGUCUCUCAGAAGGGCCCCACGUUUCCCCUGUGUUGUUGUUGUUGUUGUUGUUGUUGUUGUUUACUUGAACCUGCUGCCUUCUGGCCCCUUUCCUCUCUACCUGGAAACUUGUCGAUGCCUCCUAGUGGUGCAACAGAGGAAGUGGCUGACUUGCGGUAUUGAAUUGAAGAGCACAUCCAGUAUAGUAUGUUAUUAUUUUCUACACCGUGAUAUUUGUUUGUUUUUUUCUUCUUUAUUUACACUUUUUAUUGUUUCAUCAUCUUUAAUCUCUUGCGUUUACACUCCUCAAAACAUUAAGAAAAUGUGAAGUGAGCUUUGUCACAAAAGAUACAUUACCAGAAAUCUGCAGCUUGACUGAAGUGGAGGAUAAACGCAUCUUGUCGUACAUAAACAUGAGCUAUAAUUGUUUGAAACAAACAUUUAUGCCGACACCUUCGUGUACGACAGACAACAGCAUUAUCUAACUCCUCACACUACAGUAUGUACUGUGAGCUUGAACUGAUGUUUUCUUUUUUUAACUACUCUGCCAUGUUUUUCCUGUCGAUAUUUUUAUUAUUUAAGUGUAUUAUCUUUAAUUGAUGACACUGUACACUACAACGGGACCACGCAUGAGUUCAGUUUCUUUAAUGUCGAUCGCGUCAGUGCUGAAGGUCUCGGGAAUGGAAAUGAAAGUGGCCUUAAUCGUUUUUGAACAUAAAAACAUUGCCUUUGAUUCCUUUGCAAACUCGUGAUGGAGGUCAACCCAAAUCAAACAGUAGCAGGGAGUUUGCUCGUUUAUAUAUCUGCUUGUCAAAAAGGAUUUCUCCAGCUGGGAACGCUGUGUUUUAAUUUGAACACAAAAGCAAAUUGACUCUAGACUAACAAAGCUGCUCCGGCGUUUAAUUUCAGUUUAUCCGGACGUUGCAGUUGUCUGCCACUCAAACUCAGAUUUCAGCCGAUUUGCACUUUCAAGGGGAAGGUGAAGAUGACGCUGGUCUGAGUCCAAACAAACGUUCGAUCCUCGUGAGUGUCAACUGAGCCUGAAAUCUCUGAUUCGGUGAGGAGUCGGCUCUCAGCUCCAAAUAGCCGCUUAAACGCUCAAACUAAUGAACUUAACCUUUCCGUCGCACACUGUGAUGUUUCCACGUCGGCCUUUCCUCCUCUCAGUUUUGCAGCCCACGCGUUAGAUAGCAGUGUUUCACAUCCCGAUAGCAAAUGGACGAUAACAGAAAUUAUUUCUGCGGCUUCACAUGUCAACAAAUUACAAAGUGAUUCACUGCGGGGGAGGAAAUGCAUUAAAACGGAGAAAUUAAAAUGAGUACGUAGACAAAACAACAACUGAUGACUACAGCAGAAAAACUAAUAGGCUUGAAAUGAUAUUGUAAUGCCAAGAAGUUUUUUCCAAAUGGAAAAUUAAAAGAGCACAGAGGACACACCGUGUACGAUUAUAUAUCCCUAUGUCAAGUAUGUUUUUAUUUCUCAGAGCUCAAUUUUACAAAGCUCAGAUUAAAGUUUAACAAACGUUUUCGGAGACGAGCUAAACAUUUUCCCAUUUUAACGCCUUUUGCGACAUCUCUGAUCCAGAGCGAACUUUUCGGGUGAGGUGGAAGCAUCACCGUCGGGCAGACGGAUCAGGUGGCGGUCAACAGCACCGUCGGAUCUAUUUGCCAUUGGGCUUUGUUUUAAAUGAGACUGUAUAUAAACUAACUCCAGAUGGGCCUUUUAAUGGAUCAUUUUGAGUUCUUGUUUGUUUGUUUUUAGUUUUUCAAAGACUUAUCUGAUGAUAACCAUCUGAAUUUGUGUUUUUAGCUGGUCUGUCUCCACUUAUCUGUAUCGAGAGCCAGGCCGCCAUCUUUUCUUGUAAAUAGUUUGAAGAGUGUGUGCGUUGCGUGCGUGCCAGCGGCUUUUUUCCUAACAGAAGCCACGUAAGUUGAAUUAACACAUUUUUUCAACAUCAGUUGCGUUUGACCUCCUGUUGUACAGAGCUGCUGACCAGCUGACAUGGAACUGACACACGCCUCACUCCUGUACAGAAGAAAAACAUUAAUAAAAAGAACUUAUAAAGUG